GUGGUGACUGUGUGUGUAUAUGAAUGUUCAACUGUGUAAAGUACCUUAGACCUAAGAAAAAUACCGCUGAAAAAUGCACAUGCAACGUGGACCGUUCAAAGACCAGUCCCAAUAAGUGUUCUAAAAUUAAGUACCUCUAUUAUGUCUCCACUGACACUUACCACCCCCGCUCACUUUCAGAAUUUUUAUGGGCUUUUUUUGCGGCAGAACUCUCGCGACACGCUGCGAGAGUUCCCGGGUAUCCGGUCAAGGAGACGGUGGCGGCGGCGGCCCCCGGCGAGAGCAGCCCGGGAAGGAAAGCGCGGCCCGGACGGAAACAGUUUUUUGUGUUCAACAUAACACAAGCAACACAAUCUGAUGCUGUUCUGAGAAACUGGGAUUUGUUUUUUCCUCGUUUUGAAGAAAGAAAGAAAAUUCCACAGGAGUUGUGGACAGCAAACAGGAAACCGCUUCAUUUGAUGAUUCGGUGCAUGCACCACGGUAUUUGCGCAUGCCCAGUAGCCCCCCAAAUGGAAAUCCAAUAAGCGAAGGCCCUUUCACGCUACAGAUGCCGUUGGUGGUGCUGUGUGGGCUGCCGGGGAGCGGCAAGAGCCAGCGCGCUGAAGAGCUGAGGGCUGCGCUGGGUGCCGAGGCCGGCAAAGAACGGCGGGUCUUCGUGGUCGCUGAGGCAGAACCCGUGGGGGUCGGCGGUGGGGGCAGGGCUGCCUUGCGGGCAGAGGUGGAGCGGUAUCUGAGCCCGCGCGAUGUGGUGGUGGUUGAUGCGGGCAAUGAGCUGAAGAGCUUCCGCUAUGAGCUCUAUUGCCUCAGCAAGCAUGCGGGGACCCCCCACUGCCUGGUGCUGUGUCUCGGAGGGGCUGCUUGUGCAGACCGACCCCCGCUGGAAGUGCCGGACUCGCGCAACCGCUGGGACUGGCCCCUUUUCACAGCGCCCGAGGACUUGGCUGAACCGCUGCCUCUGCCAGAUAUUUGUGCCGCCCUCUUUGAGCGCCGCCCGCCUCCCCGCAACCAGUCCACGCGCUCCCAACCCCUCCAGGCUGCCGGCUUCCUUCACCAACUCGACCGCCUCACCCAGGACGUGCUGGCUGCCCUCAUGGCUGCUCAGAGGAAUGGGGUCCAGCCCGGGCAAUUUGUGCCGGUGGCCGUGGACGGGCUAGGCCAAGCGCCUCAAGGAUUGCUGCUGAACAGACCCGUCAGCCUGGCUGAGCUAAGCCGGCUCCGCAGGCAGUUUCUCAGCUAUGCCAAAAUGCAUCCGGGGGAAGGCGAGCAGAAUCUGCCCCAGCUGGGAAGCAUGUUCCUUCAGUACCUGAGCCGCAACCUGCAGUGAGAGGCUGGAACCUUCGACCUGGAAAUGAAUGGACUGGGCAGGCUCUUCUUGGCCAGCCUCUUAUAAUGGCCAGCGCUUGGGCUGAUGGGGAGCUGGGAACUUUUCACUCGAGUGUGUGGGCAAGUAUAAUCUUUGCGGUUGUAUCCCAGAGGAUAUGGAUCUGUUAAUGGAAAGGCUCCUGAUCAGUUAUCCUGCUGUCUGUCUGUUUGCAAUGAGAUGCCUAGUAGAAGGAAAGAAACUUCUGUGUUAUGCAAACAAAGAAGUUGCAUGAAAUAGGACUUGCCCUCGGAUGGCAGCUACAGCAAUAUGAACUUUAGUGCUUGGGUGUCCAGAAGACAAGAGCUUCUUUGAGCAGCAAAUAGACACAUCUGUUUGAACAAUAUAGUUCCAGAACUAAGUUGCAGUCAUCCAUCACGGACUGUUUUGGGGCAAGGAGGGAGGUGGCAGUUGAUGGGUAUUUUCAAUGGAUGCACCUUGCUGAAUGAAGUUUGCAGUUUUCCUCUGUCAGCUUUUCUGCACCACUGAAUAAAGCCAUUUAAAUAGA
Molecule: messenger RNA, 1868 nt
Organism: Hemicordylus capensis (graceful crag lizard)
Lineage: Eukaryota; Metazoa; Chordata; Lepidosauria; Squamata; Cordylidae
Gene: KTI12
Product: KTI12 chromatin associated homolog
Exons: 2
Coding region: 491-1324 (277 amino acids)
Source: RefSeq, a predicted model, not a curated record